UUCUCAGAUACAAAACGGAAGUGAACCAACCACUCUUUUUGAGCUCUCUCUCUCUCUCUCUCUUCGCUGCCCGUCUACUCAUUCAUGAAUUCCUGGGUCACCCUCACAGCCUCACUGGUGGUCCUUCUCUCCAUCGCCUCACUUCCUCUGCUCAAGAAUCACUAUUUUCUGAAUUGGAGACCAUGGUGGUCGUCAAAUUCAGUAGUAGCAGAUUUGUUGGUGACUAAUGGGACUAUAUACACGAGCGAUGACUCUCUUCCCUUCGCUGAUUCCAUGGCCAUUCUCAAUGGUCGAGUUCUUCGGGUUGGAAACUAUUCCUCCCUCAAGGUUAUCAUCUUCAAUCUCCUUUUCAUUCUUUUAUUCAAAUUACCAAUUGUGAUGUUGAGCUACAGGUGGUUAUAUAUAGAUGUGCAUAUAAUUGGGCUGAAAACGAAGAAAUUUCUUUUAUCAAACAUGACGCGUGCAAGAACAACUGGCAUAGACUAG
Messenger RNA from Ilex paraguariensis (yerba mate), 486 nucleotides. The record is from the annotation of a GenBank genome assembly. Lineage: Eukaryota; Viridiplantae; Streptophyta; Magnoliopsida; Aquifoliales; Aquifoliaceae.